Molecule: messenger RNA, 2901 nt
Organism: Megachile rotundata (alfalfa leafcutting bee)
Lineage: Eukaryota; Metazoa; Arthropoda; Insecta; Hymenoptera; Megachilidae
Gene: phtf
Product: putative homeodomain transcription factor
Cellular component (GO): endoplasmic reticulum
Source: RefSeq, a predicted model, not a curated record
ACAAAAAAACAACCAGUGAAAAAUAUAGUUCAAUAUUAUUCCGUGUGUAUUAUUAUAGGAUUGGUUUCUUGCAAUUUUGUUAAAAAACAUUAAUAUCAAUGGCAAUGGCGUAAAAAUUAUUUGGAUGCGGUACGAACAUCGUUCGUACUUUAUAUUUUUCAUCUGGUGGAAUACCUCGAAUAAAAAUAUUGACAGAUAACGUUUGUCGUAUAUUAUGGGAGCAACAUUUUUCUUAAAUUCAUUAACAAAAGUAUACGGAAAAUUAUCUUCCGUUCGUUUAAAUAUUGUUGAUUAUUGGUUGAAACUAAAAAUUCAUAGCCAUUCUGUACGACUACGAUAGUGAUCGACAAAAAUGAAAUUGAAUGAGCUCGUUUAUUGGUAUCAAAAGAAAAUUGGUACUUAUGAUAAACAACAAUGGGAAAAAACUGUAGAACAACAUAUUCUUGGAGGAUUUACACAUGUUCCAAUGAGAACUGCAAAAUUAAAAACAGAAUUUAUUGAUGUAGACCUUGUGCGAGGUUCUUCUUUUCCUAAAGCUAAGCCAAAGCAUGGAUUAACAACGGUAGCUUGCUUGGCACUUCAACGCCUAUUAUUUCUUCCUUUAUAUAAAAAAUGGUGGAUACAACAAACUAGUUCAAAAAUUUUUAUUUUAUUUUUAUUAUUAUAUAGUUUGCAGAUGAUCAAUAUGUGCAUAUAUUUUUGUCACAUUGCUAAGGACAGUGAAAGUGAUAUUGUAUCAAUAUCAGAGGUAUUAAUACCUGCUAUUAUGAUGUUGAUACUAUGUAUUGUUCAUUCCCAUAUUGUGUCAACUCAUUCAGGUCCAGCAAUAGUUGAUGGACAAAGUAAACAGAGAAUAGUUAGACGUUCACGACACACUAGAUGUCGAAUGGGAAAAUCAAGGACAAGACAAAACCUACGUUUACAUGAAGAUUCUAAAUCAUCUCAAGACACAGCUUCUGAGAAAGCUAGUACAGUAAGUGGUGAAGUAUUAACAUCUGUACGAUUUGCUAAAAAGGUUGUAAUUGAAAAUUCAUUAACUGUUAGUCGGUCACAGGAAAUCGUGACCGCUCAAAUAUCCUGUGAUAAUGAGCCAAUCAAUGCUGCUGUGAACAAUUCUCUUCCUAUGAAUGAAGCUUCAGCUAGUCAUACUGAAUCAAAUAAUGUUCCAGAUCAAAACAUGAAAAAUGUACAUCAAGAUGAUGAUGGAUUUGAAAGUUUAAACGGGAAUGUAUCCAGUGAUAAUGAUAAAAGUGCUGCACGAACUACAGUCGAAAAAUUUAAACAAAAAAGGGAUGGAUUACUGAAAACUAAUGAAGACCAUAUUCUUUGGCCAGAAGAUUCUACCAAUCAAUCAGCUUUACUACAACCUAAAUUUUCAGCACCUGAUUUAUUAAAGACAGAAAAUAAUUCUUCAAAUAGUGAAGCAGAAGCUCCAAAUAAAGUAGAUAAAGAUCACUGUCUCAUGGGAAUAGCAUCAAGAGAAGGACGUCAACAAUGUGAAAGUGAAGAAGAAGGAGAAUGUGAGGAGACAGUUACAAAUCAUUUAACAGAAGCCACUACAUCUGCUACUGAAUGGAUGGGAGUAACUACAAAUAGUGAUGAGUGUAGUUACAGUUCGGAACUUGAAGAAUCCGAUUUACAUAGCGAGACUAAUAAAAAUUACGGAGAACUUGCGGAACAUCCAUUUUCUUGGGAAUUUGAAUUGCCACCCUCUAUAAUGCUUAGUUCGAAUUGUGCAUCAUAUGAUCGAGUUUCAUGUACUAUAUGGACCCGUCGUGAUAUAAAAAAGGCUGAACUAUCGGUACUGGACAUCAGUUCAGCUAUUAUUGCUAGAGUAGAAUCAAUGCCUGAAAGUAUGAAUUACUUUUAUGGAGGCCUAUUGCUUAGUGUAGUAUUAUCAUUAAUACCAUCUAUUAAACGAUUAAGUGACCAUGUUGGAAUGGAUAACAGUAGCAAUGUAACUAGUUCCUUAAUACCAAAUGAUUUAACUUACGUCAAUUUGGAAACAUAUAGCGAUAUUUUAUGUAAAGUUAUAGAUUUGGCAUUUGGAACAACUCUUUGGGAACGCAUAGUAGUGCUUAUAUCAGCAUUUGAAAGACUUAUAUUGUCAUCUUUAUUAUUUUUUUUAUUAGCGGUUGCUGAACGUACUUAUAAACAAAGGCUCUUAUACGCUAAAUUGUUUUCGCAUCUAACAUCAUCAAGACGUGCAAGAAAAUCUGAUUUGCCGCAUUUUCGGUUAAAUAAAGUACGCAAUAUAAAAUUGUGGUUAAGUGUCAGAUCUUAUUUAAAGAGAAGAGGACCGCAACGUUCCGUGGAUGUAAUAGUAUCAGCAGUAUUUAUUGUUACCUUAUUAUUAUUAUCAUUCGUGAGCUUGGAAUUAAUUAAGGAUCUUGAAAGUUUGCAUUCCCGAUAUAAUGUCGAAGCACUCUUUUGGAGUUUUUCUCUUGGAAUAUUUAUACUACGUUUUAUGACAUUGGGUACGAAAAUUAAUAAAAAAUAUAGAAAUCUUUCUGUCUUGAUAACAGAACAGAUUAAUUUAUAUUUACAAAUCGAACAAAAACCACAUAAAAAAGAAGAGCUUAUGGUAGCAAAUAAUGUACUCAAAUUAGCAGCGGAUUUGAUCAAGGAACUUGAAUGUCCAUUUAAAAUAUCUGGUUUAUCCGCUAACCCCUAUUUAUACACAAUUACAAAAGUAGUAUUAUUAUCUGCUCUUUCAGGGGUGCUUUCAGAAUUACUUGGAUUUAAGCUCAAGUUGCAUAAGAUAAAAAUCAAAUAAAAAGGUGAUACUAUAUUUAUUUUCAUAUAACUACCUCAAUGAUGUUAGCCAAUUAACGAAAAUAAUUCAACUUUGUUAUUGAAUAUUAGAAUAUUUUAUAAAAGCGUUCUGUAUGGGCGUUUAGA